Molecule: messenger RNA, 3197 nt
Organism: Condylura cristata (star-nosed mole)
Lineage: Eukaryota; Metazoa; Chordata; Mammalia; Eulipotyphla; Talpidae
Gene: ZNF699
Product: zinc finger protein 699
Exons: 4
Coding region: 1-1872 (623 amino acids)
Biological process (GO): regulation of transcription by RNA polymerase II
Cellular component (GO): nucleus
Molecular function (GO): DNA-binding transcription factor activity, RNA polymerase II-specific; RNA polymerase II transcription regulatory region sequence-specific DNA binding
Source: RefSeq, a predicted model, not a curated record
AUGACUGGCCCUCGGGACGCGGUGGCCUUCGAGGACGUGGCUGUGGCCUUCAGCCGGGAGGAGUGGGCCCUGCUGGACAGUGCCCAGAGGGAGCUGUACAGAGAGGUGAUGCUGGAGACCCUCCGGAACCUGACCUCGCUAGGGUCUGAGAUGCAACUUGAAACUAUUGAAACAGUUGCUUUGCAAGAUCUUUAUGGAGCAAAAAUAUCCAAUAAACAGAAAAUAGUAACAUUCAAAAGGAACGAUGCUUGGUCAUCUAUUUUACACAAAAUCUGGGAAUACUGCCUCACCGACUAUCAGAACAAAAGCUGUGAGAAACAUUUGAGGAGUUCUGGGGUGGAGAAUAUCUGUGAAUAUAAUGAAGAAAAUCAAUGUGGACAAACCUUCAGCCACGUUCCAAACCUUUAUAAACUCAAGAGAACAACUGAGGUGAAAUCCUAUGAAUGCUAUGAGUGUAAAAAAGCUUUCCCAGAUCAGUUAUCUCUGAAGAAUCACAUCAAGUCUCACACUGGAGGCAAACCAUACCAGUGUAAGGAGUGCGGGAAAGCUUUCUAUUUUCUUGCUUGUUUCAAGAAGCACAUGAAAAUUCCGAUCGAAGAGAAGCCCUAUGAGUGUGAGGAGUGUGCCAAAGCCUUUGGCUGUUCCUCGUUCUUCAGGGCACACAUGAAGAUUCACACUGGAAAGACAAGCUACGAGUGCAAGGACUGCGGGAGAGCCUUUAGCUGUUCUUCGUCCCUGACAGAGCACAAAAGAAUCCACAGUGGGGAUAAGCCCUAUGAGUGCAAGGACUGCGGGAAAGCUUUCAGUUGCUCCUCCUCACUCUCCAAACACAAAAGGAUCCACAGUGGGGAUAAGCCCUACGAGUGCAAGGACUGCGGGAAAGCCUUUAGUUCUUCCUCCCACCUUAUAAUACACCUAAGAAUCCACACUGGAGAGAAGCCCUAUGAAUGUAAGGAGUGUGGGAAGGCCUUCAGUGAGUCCUCCAAACUCACUGUGCACUUGAGGACCCACACUGGAGAGAAGCCCUAUGAAUGUAAGGAGUGUGGGAAGGCCUUCAGUGAGUCCUCCAAACUCACUGUGCACUUGAGGACCCACACUGGAGAGAAGCCCUAUAAAUGUGAGGAGUGCGGGAAGGCCUACAACUGCCCCUCCUCCCUAAGUAUCCACAUGAGGAAGCACACUGGCGAGAAGCCCUAUGAGUGCCUGGAGUGUGGCAAAGCCUUCUAUCUCCCCACUUCCCUUAAUACACAUGUGAAAAAUCAAAGCAGAGACAAACCCUAUGAAUGUAAGGAAUGUGGGAGAGCCUUUAGCUGCCCCUCAUCCUUCAGAGUGCAUGUGAGGGAACACGUGGGAAAAAUACAGUAUGAAUGUAAGGAGUGUGGGAAGACCUUUAGUCGCUCCUCGUCCCUCACGGAACACUUGAGGACGCACAGCGGAGAGAAACCUUAUGAGUGUAAGGAGUGUGGGAAAACCUUUAUUAGUUCCUCCCACCUUACAGUACAUAUUCGAACUCACACUGGAGAAAAACCUUAUGAAUGUAAGAAAUGUGGAAAAGCCUUUAUUUAUCCCUCAGCUCUUAGGAUCCACAUGCGAACACAUACCGGGGAGAAGCCCUAUGAGUGUAAGGACUGUGGGAAAGCCUUCCGCCACUCUUCGUACCUGACUGUGCACGCCAGGACGCACACGGGUGAGAAACCCUUUGACUGCCUGGAGUGCGGGAAAGCCUUCAGCUGCCCCUCUUCCUUUCGGAGACAUGUGAGAAGCCACACUGGAGAGAAACCAUACGAGUGUAACGAAUGUGGGAAAGCCUUUGUUUGCCCUGCGUACUUUCGAAGACAUGUGAAAACACACACCAGAGAAAAUAUAUUAUAGUAAUUAAAAAUGUGCAAGAAUUUUUGAAAUCUUAACUUGGAAGGUCUCAUACCAUGAAGUCACCUUAUGAAUGUAAAAAAGUAGGAAGCUUCAUUCUUUUUUUUUUUUUUUUGAGGUGUCUGAGCUCUCACAACUCGACACCAUGUACGCAGACCACACGAUCCACUUUCACGUGCAUCCUAGCUGUAUGUAAGUUCGGACAGAAGCAAAGCCUCACCUGAGCCGGGGACUGCUGACUCACUGAUUUCCAAAUUUUAUUUUCUAAUGUGCUCUCCCAUUCCUGUCCUGACCCUUCUCCUUCCUCCUCCCCUACAGAAUGUCUCUGAUCUAGAGUUGUCCCCACCCCCAAUCUCGUAUUUAGUUCCUCCACAUUCCUCACUGAUUUUCAUUUAAGAAGAUGAAAGUAUUUGGUUUGCACUUAGGUGCAGUUAGCUAUACUUUUUCCUUUGGUGUUUUUCUUUAUUUCUAAAAGUUUACCUAUUCACUUCCCUCUACUCACCUCGUACUAUUCUGUUAAGGCUUUUAUAUUUUUAGAUGCAUUAAUUUCUAAGUAUACUGUUUAAUGAAAUUUCACAUGUACGUAUACAUUCUAAUUAUGGGUCCGCUUAUCCUGUAAUGGUUUUCUUUUGAACCUCAUUUAUCCCUAAAUAAUUUGGAAAGGGAAAAGAAAAUCUGUUAUUCCAGGAAGUUAAUUUAUUUUGUCCUUUUUCAAUAAUUGCUCUAGGAAAGCACAAUUUUUAUUUGUUACAAUUUAUUGGAUUUGCUUGUUCUUGACUGAUGUGUGCAUGUUAUCAUGCAGUAUUUGCCAUAUGUAGUUAUGCACUUGGCUUUUGAUUACCUUUGCCAGACAUGUACACGUCUGUCUUGGAAAAACAUGACUGACUCAGUGGGUAGACUCUAUGUUUAGAUUUGGGAGGUAUUUCAGUUUUUUCAAAAAGGUGACUACCUUAUAGGCCUAGAAGUGGCGCAGGGAACCCAGGUGCUCCCCACACGCGGUCAGCGCUUCCUGGUUUUAGCUGUCACCAGAGUAUGUGUUAAAAAUAUAUUGCUUCUAAUUUUCACUUACCUGGUAUUUAAUAAUUUUGAAUACUUCUUAUAUUUGUUCAGUAUUUAGUUACUGUAUGAGGACACCUGUUGAAUCAUUUUAGCCACUUUUGAUUCCUUAUUUAUUUGCAGAGUUUCCUUUCGGCUGCUUGCUCUUAAUUGUAUGUGUGUGUUUAGAUCUAAUUACAUAGCUGGGAUACCUGGAACAUUAUAUAUUAUAUGUACAUGGAUUAUAGCAUAUAUAUGCACACAUAUAUUGCAGAUAAAUUUUCCCAUCACUG